GAGAGAGAUUUAAUUAAUGGAGGGUCCUAUUAAGUUUCUAUGUCUUGUUGGGGUUGUGGUGCUUGUUAGCAUUGUAGGGGUUUAUAGAGUGGAGGGUGCUGGUGAAUGUGGCAGGUCUACUACCCCAGACAAUGAAGCUAUAAAGCUUGCUCCUUGUGCCACAGCAGCACAAGAUGAAAAUGCUAGUGUUUCUCAAAAUUGCUGUGCUCAGGUUAAGAAACUUGGCCAGAACCCAAGUUGCCUCUGUGCAGUUUUGCUAUCUAACACUGCCAAAAUGGCUGGAGUCAACCCUCAAAUUGCCAUAACCAUCCCCAAGCGUUGCAACCUGGCUAACCGUCCUGUUGGUUACAAGUGUGGACGUAAGUUUUGCAGCUUACACUCUGCCUUAAAGGAGUUAAAGUUGCUGAAAACAACGAAGAUGGGAUUAAAUGCACUAUGGCUGUUAGCUACUAAGAUACUGUGACUACAUGCUUGUUGUAUGGUGUUGUAAUUUUCUAGUUUCUUGUGAAUAAGAGCUAGCAGCUAACUAGUGUCCCCCCUUAAUAAAACAUGUACUUUCAGUGUUUCAUGUGCCUACUGAAACUUUCUAACUGUUGUUUUCAUAUUAUCUUUC
Messenger RNA from Abrus precatorius (Indian licorice), 613 nucleotides. Its product is annotated as putative lipid-transfer protein DIR1. Gene Ontology annotation, molecular function: fatty acid binding. Gene Ontology annotation, biological process: systemic acquired resistance. Bases 17 to 463 code for a protein of 148 amino acids. The transcript has 2 exons. NCBI's taxonomy places the organism in Eukaryota, Viridiplantae, Streptophyta, Magnoliopsida, Fabales, Fabaceae. The record is from RefSeq and is a predicted model, not a curated record.